Vespa mandarinia (Asian giant hornet) is the source of this 811-nucleotide messenger RNA. RefSeq names its product vacuolar ATPase assembly protein VMA12. Gene Ontology annotation, biological process: vacuolar proton-transporting V-type ATPase complex assembly. Gene Ontology annotation, cellular component: endomembrane system. The record is from RefSeq and is a predicted model, not a curated record. Lineage: Eukaryota; Metazoa; Arthropoda; Insecta; Hymenoptera; Vespidae.
AUUUACAGCUUCCAAAUAUUCUUAAAAUAAUUAUAGUAGUGCCACGUACACAUAAAUAUUUAAUAUCAUUAUAAUACUAAUAUUAUUUUUUGAAAAAUAUCUAUACCAUUUUUAUACGAUAUAAAAAUGCCUGUAGAAACAAUCGAUGAUCCAUCCAUAUGUGUGAAACCAAACACAAAAUUAAUAGACUUUGUUUGGAAAUACAUAUCCGAUGUAAAUGAUGCCCCACCUGGUAUUGCUACUUUAAAAAAGAGUAAUAGGAAGAAGUGCAAUGACGUUUUAUUGAAAUUAAGUGAUAUAAAUUGGUUAAAUAAUUAUUUACAAGAAUAUAGAAAAACUGCAGCUAAAAAAGUAUAUUUACAUGAAAUAUUAGAGGAUGUUGAUGUAAUAUUACCAACACCAAAAAUUACACCCAGAAAUCCUGAAUUGGAAGCAAGGAUACAAAAACUGACAGCGCAACAAAAUGCAAGAGAAUAUAAAGCUAUGACUAAAAGUAUUGAUUCCACACGAAAAGAUUUACCAGAAGAUACAUUGGCAUAUCAAAUGAAGCAAAUAAAUAAACAACUAAUUGCUGUUGCACAAUUUAUCUUCUCUGUAUUAGCAGGAUUUGCAUUUGGUUUCGUUGGAGUAGAAUUAAUAGUUGGUAAUUUAGAUUUUGGAUUUAGACUGUUACUGGGUAUAAUAUGUGCAUUAGUAAUUGCUUUGGCAGAAAUCUACUUUCUGGCUAUUAAGUUAAAUGAAGACUGUUAUGAUGUAUUUUCAACGCCUAAACCAACAAAAUUACAUCAAGAAUAAAAUGUAAAUCAUAUAA